AUGAAGAUCCUCAGCAAGGAAGAAGAGGCCGCGCACUACAGAGUCGUCGUCAAGAGCGGCCUCAUUGGCGGAGGGGCCGGUCUGGCCAUUGGUCUCGGCGGCGUCGUCCUCGCCUCGCGCCGCUACCACGCCUUUCGCAGCCUGACGCUCCCCUUUCGCUCGUUCCUCGUCACCUCGUCGGCCACCUUUUGCGCCAUUGUCAACGCCGACCGCUGCUCGACCAAGUUUCAGCGCUCGCAGGAUCCCAUGUGGGGCUACCAGGACCGCAGCCAGCGCGCCGCCCAAAUCGCCCGCGACAACGAGUCGACGUACCAGCGCUUCAUGAACUGGGGCAAGGAGAACCGCUACAGCAUCGUCUUCACCAGCUGGCUGGCGUCCAUGGCCCUCGCCCUCGCCAUCGUCGGCCGUGCCCCCAUCAGCACCGCCCAGAAGCUCGUUCAGGCCCGCGUCUACGCCCAGGGCCUGACACUCGCCGUGCUCAUCGUCUCGGCCGCGUUUGAGGUCAACGACGCCAAGUCGGGCAGCGGCCGCUGGGAGACGGUCAUGGUGCUCGACCCCAACGACCCGGAGCACAAGCACCUCAUUGAGAAGCGCGUCCACAAGGAGGAGUACGAGGGUCAGGACCUCUGGAUGGACAUGGUUGAGGCCGAGGAGAAGCGCAUUGCUGAGCGCAAGGCCAACGAGGCUGCCGCGCCCAACAGCAAAAUUGAGGAAAAGGCCGAGGACAAGUCGGAAAAGGUCGACCAGGCCGAAAAGGCUGAUGACAAGUCGGAAAAGGCUGAGCAGACUGAGAAAGCUGAAGCUCAGGCCUAA
Beauveria bassiana ARSEF 2860 is the source of this 813-nucleotide messenger RNA. Its product is annotated as hypoxia induced family protein. The record is from RefSeq and is a predicted model, not a curated record. NCBI's taxonomy places the organism in Eukaryota, Fungi, Ascomycota, Sordariomycetes, Hypocreales, Cordycipitaceae. Gene Ontology annotation, biological process: mitochondrial respiratory chain complex IV assembly. The transcript has 2 exons. Gene Ontology annotation, cellular component: mitochondrial inner membrane. The coding region runs from base 1 to 813 and encodes 270 amino acids.